UCUGCUCCAAUGACCUCUUCUCCUCGCUCGAGCUCUCGGUUAAGAUCCUCAAUCCAAGGGAAGAAACUGUACUGUAUAUCCAAAUAAAAAGAUGAUUAUCGCAAUUUCUUCUCGAAAUGCACGUCUUGAAUCACGUUGAAUCACCCACAAAACGUGUUUCCUGAGGAAAGUUUUCUUUGAUUUCUGUGCAUACCACCAAUACUGAUUUUUCAAAAGAUUUAUAUAUCUCAAAUCACUCUUCAUUCCCAUGGAGGUUCAAGCUGAAAUGGAGCCUAGCUCGUCCAUUAGUUUAAUCUCAGCUGUUUCAUAUGGCAUUGCUUCCAUGGCAAUGGUUUUUAUCAACAAAGCUGUUAUUAUGCAGUAUCCACAUUCCAUGACUGUUCUUACCCUACAGCAAUUGGCAACUUCUUUGCUUAUACACUUUGGCAGACGAAUGGGAUACACAAGAGCUAAAGGAAUCGAUUUGGCCACCGCAAAAAAGCUACUCCCGGUUUCGAUCUUCUACAAUGCUAACGUUGCAUUUGCUCUUGCAAGCUUGAAAGGAGUUAAUAUUCCAAUGUAUAUCGCCAUUAAGAGACUCACUCCACUCGCUGUUUUGAUUGCUGGGUUCCUCUUUGGUAAAGGCAAACCAACCACUCAGGUUGCUCUAUCUGUACUACUGACAGCUGCAGGUUGUGUAAUUGCAGCUCUUGGAGAUUUUUCUUUUGACCUUUUUGGGUAUGGUUUGGCUUUAACAUCUGUCUUUUUCCAGACCAUGUACCUUGUGCUGGUUGAGAAGUCUGGUGCAGAAGACGGGCUUUCCUCGAUCGAGAUAAUGUUUUAUAACAGCUUCCUUUCUCUCCCAUUUUUGUCCUUCCUCAUCAUAGUUACCGGCGAAUUCCCAAACUCUCUAUCUCUCUUACUUGCAAAGUGUUCUUAUUUGCCAUUCUUGGUGAUUCUCAUUCUUUCACUGGUAAUGGGCAUUGUCCUCAACUUCACCAUGUUUCUUUGCACCAUUGUGAACUCUGCACUAACAACAACCAUCGUUGGUGUCCUCAAAGGCGUUGGUUCCACUACUCUCGGUUUUGUCCUCUUGGGUGGUGUUGAAGUACAUGCUUUGAACGUGUCCGGUUUAGUGGUCAAUACAGCUGGUGGUGUGUGGUACUCAUACGCCAAGUACCGACAGAAAAAGGCUAAACCGGCUAAGCUAAUGUCUGAUUUGGAAGCUCACAAAAAAUGAGACUCGAGAUCUGAUUUGUAUUUGAUUGCGCGUCACAUAUGUCCUUUGUCACAAAAAAGUUGUAUUUCUGAUACUUGUUGGGUUUGGUUAUCUCUUUGGAAGUGGAAGGCAUAGUGGGGGUUAUAGUCUUUGCCAUUCAAACCAAUGAUCCGAAAGAACCGAAGUAUUAGAUAGAAGUUGAACCAGUAAAACCGGUAUAACAAGAAACUUUCAAGUUU
Capsella rubella is the source of this 1437-nucleotide messenger RNA. RefSeq names its product UDP-galactose/UDP-glucose transporter 7. Gene Ontology annotation, cellular component: Golgi apparatus. The transcript is spliced from 7 exons. The coding region runs from base 248 to 1219 and encodes 323 amino acids. Lineage: Eukaryota; Viridiplantae; Streptophyta; Magnoliopsida; Brassicales; Brassicaceae. The record is from RefSeq and is a predicted model, not a curated record. Gene Ontology annotation, molecular function: antiporter activity; UDP-glucose transmembrane transporter activity; UDP-galactose transmembrane transporter activity.